Molecule: messenger RNA, 1925 nt
Organism: Suncus etruscus (white-toothed pygmy shrew)
Lineage: Eukaryota; Metazoa; Chordata; Mammalia; Eulipotyphla; Soricidae
Gene: PREB
Product: prolactin regulatory element binding
Exons: 9
Coding region: 88-1353 (421 amino acids)
Biological process (GO): protein secretion
Cellular component (GO): endoplasmic reticulum membrane
Molecular function (GO): guanyl-nucleotide exchange factor activity; protein binding; GTPase activator activity
Source: RefSeq, a predicted model, not a curated record
AGACAUCCCGAAGCGAUCGAGCGAGCGGACUUGGCAGCUCUUGCCCGGCCGGACGCGGCAUGUCUCAGGGCGGACAGUGAAGGCGCGAUGGGCCGGCGGCGGGUGCCGGAGCUGUACCGGGCCCCGUUCCCGUUGUACGCGUUGCGGGUCGACCCCAGCUCGGGGCUGCUCAUCGCUGCGGGCGGAGGCGGCGCCGCCAAGACCGGCAUCAAGAAUGGCGUGCACUUUCUGCAGCUGGAGCAGAUUAACGGAAGCCUGAGCGCCUCCUUGCUCCACUCUCAUGACACGGACACACGAGCCACCAUGAACUUGGCACUCGCCGGCAACAUCCUGGCCGCGGGGCAGGAUGCCCGCUGUCAGCUCCUGCGCUUCCAGACCCGGCAGCAGCAGAAGGGGAAAGGCAAGGGAGAAAAAUCAGGGACCAAGGAGCGGGGAGCCCGGCAGAGGAAGGCGGCGGCAGCCCCAGCAGAGGAAUCGGGAUCCGGCUCGGAAACUCACCAGGAGGGACUUGAACUCAGUGUCCAGAACCUGCAGGCAGUGCAGACAGACUUUGGCCCUGAUCCUCUGCAGAAAGUGGUGUGCUUCAACCACGACAAUACCCUGCUUGCCACCGGAGGGACUGAUGGCUGUGUCCGUGUGUGGAAGGUGCCCAGCCUAGAGAAAGUUCUGGAGUUCAAAGCCCACGAAGGAGAGAUUGAGGACCUGGCCCUGGGGCCUGAUGGCAAGUUGGUAACCGUGGGCUGGGACCUAAAGGCCUCUGUGUGGCAGAAGCACCAGCUGGUGACCCACCUGCUAUGGCAGGAGAACGGACCCACCUGCCCAAGCACACCUUACCGAUACCAGGCCUGCAGGUUCGGACCAGUUCCCGACCAGCCUAAGGGGUUGAGACUCUUCACAGUUCAGAUUCCCCACAAGCGCCUGCGCCAGCCUCCGCCCUGCUACCUCACCGCCUGGGAUGGCACCUCCUUCUUGCCCCUUCGGACCAGACCCUGUGGCCAUGAAGUCAUCUCCUGCCUCAGUGUCAGUGAAUCAGGUACCUUCCUCGGCCUGGGAAUGGUCACAGGCUCGGUCGCCAUCCACAUAGCAUUCUCUCUCCAGCGCCUCUACUAUGUAAAGGAGUGUCAUGGCAUCGUGGUGACCGACGUGGCCUUCCUGCCUGAAAAGGGCCGUGGACCCGAGCUCCUGGGAGCCCACGAAACAGCCCUGUUCUCUGUGGCAGUGGAUAGUCGCUGCCAGCUGCACCUGCUGCCCUCACGGCGGAGUGUCCCCGUGUGGCUGCUGCUGCUGCUUUGUGCUGGCCUCAUUGUGAUGACCAUCCUGCUGCUCCAGGCUGCCCUGCCUGGCUUUCUGUAAUUGCCCAGGUCCCAACGGUUGGACCAGGGCAAUGCUGCCUUCUAGAGCAGGAGUAGACUGCAGGGCUCACUCCGCCUGGCUCCCAGCCAUGGGUGCCCACAUACUGCCUGCUCUGCCCCGUUGAAGUUUGCUCGAGUCCAGGGGAACCCUGCAUUCACCUGUGGACCUACCCAAGACAGUGGUCUCUGGGUCUGUGAGGACCAGCCACAACCAGCCACAGCUAGCUGACUGCCUCUCCCCCUGCCUGUCAGGGGCUCCAGAGUUGAACUUAUCAUUCACCCAGAAAGAUGUGAAGACGCCCAAGACCCUGGAGCCUCUGCUGCUUUCUCUUUUGCCACAGCCUGGGGCUAGUGCUAGGCCCACCACCGUCCUCCUGGGACUGGCUCUCAGGGAAGGGAAAGGCAGAGAAAGACCCAGGGAGUGACCCAUGGAUCAAAUGAGGAAGUGCCAAGUCGGCCAGUUUAACUGUGCCGAUGCUUCUUAGUUGGUUACCCCGUCCUCAAGGACACAAAGAUGGACCUGAGCCACGGGGGGAGGAAAAGUUGUUAUUUAAUAAACCCAGAAAGACCGAA